UUCAUGAACUGAAAACCACAAUCUGAAUAAUACAACACUAUAAUCUAUAGCUACACUAGCUAGAAGAAGCAUGAAAAAUGAUUUUGAUUUGGAAGAAAUUCCAGCAGAGCCUGUGAGUCCAACUGGGCAAUACUUGAACAGCACUUCAUUGUGUGUUUACAUUCUUGGUGUCUUGGACAAGGGACAAAAAUGGAGAGAAAAAAUGGAUGAAGGUUGAAGUGAAGCUAGAGGAUCACAUAAAGGUACCAAAUUUUCCCAAUGAAAAAUCAUCAUCAUCAUUAUUAUUAUAUGAUGAAGAUGUUGAUGAAUAUAUGUCCAAAAUAGCAAUGGAAUAUUUACCACAGAAUAGGCCACUUUGGGAAAUUCACAUAAUAAAAUACCCAACAAGAAAUGCAGCUGGCACAUUGGUGUUCAAACUUCACCAUGCACUUGGUGAUGGUUACUCUCUAAUGGGUGCUCUUCUUUCAUGCUUGCAAAGACUUGAUAACCCUAAUCUUCCAUUCACACUCCCUUCAAGUAAUAAAAAAUUAUUACCCAAAUCUUCAACAAUUUUCAAAAAUAAUAUUUUCUCCUCUGCAUUCCACUCUGUGUCUGAUUUUGGAUGGAGCAUAUUAAAAAGUAGCUUGGUUGAAGAUGAUCACACACCAAUUAGGUCUUGUGGUGAAGACAACAAGCUUAGGCAAGUUACCAUCUCAAGUGUCACUUUUUCAUUUGACCACAUCAAAGAAGUCAAAUCUCUACUUGGAGUGAGCAUAAACGACGUGCUAGCUGGCUUAAUUUUCUUCGGCAUUCGACUGUACAUGCAAGACAUUGAUCUGAAAUCAAGAAAUUCUCAGUCCACAGCACUUGUUUUGUUCAAUACAAGAAACAUAAGAGGAUACAAAUCUGUUAAGGAAAUGGUUGAAAAGAGUAACAACAAUGGUGCUUCGUGGGGGAACAGAUUUGCAUUCUUGCAUGUUCCAAUUCCAGAAUUAAGUGAUUCCAAAUAUGCAAACCCACUUGAGUUCAUAUGGGAGGCUCAGAAAGAGAUUACUAGAAAGAAAAGUUCUUGGGCUACUCCUCUUACUGCCAUGUUCUUAAAUAUGGUCAAGAGACUCAGGGGCUCUGAGGCUGCGGCUAGAUACGUGCAUAGCACACUGAGGAACUCAAGCACCACUGUUUCAAGCAUCAUUGGGCCAGUGGAACAAAUGGCUUUGGCUAAUCAUCCAAUCAAAGGUUUAUAUUUUAUGGUAGUUGGUCCACCAGAGAGUCUCACCAUAACUAUCAUGAGCUACAUUGGAAAGCUAAGAAUUGCAUUUGGAUUGGAAAAGGGGUUUAUGGACAAGGAAAAAUUCAAAUUGUGUAUGGAAAAAUCUCUUGAGAUGAUAAUUUCAGCAGCAAGAAAUAUUUCUACGUAAAAUCGGAGAAAGACAUGCAUGAUGAAGCUUCGAUCCACAAUAUUUCUAUAUUGAUAUGCAAUUUAUAUAGUUUUUUUCAAUUAAAAUUGGUUCAAAUUUGUUUGUAAUUCUUGAUUUGUAGUUGAAAUGAAUAUCUAUUAGAGAAGAAUAAGUAAAAUAUUACAUUAUAUGCAACAAAGAAUGUGGCUCCUCAAGUCAAACCAAUUUCUCUUAUUGAAAGAUCUUCCAUGCAGUAA
This is a messenger RNA of Arachis ipaensis, 1633 nucleotides long. The record is from RefSeq and is a predicted model, not a curated record. Lineage: Eukaryota; Viridiplantae; Streptophyta; Magnoliopsida; Fabales; Fabaceae.